CCCCCCCCCUUAAAAACCAUUCAUUUCCUUUCCUUCUCAGGCCACCCUCUCCAUCCUUCCCCAGUAAACCCGCCAAAAUUCCCUCUUAAAUUCUCUCGACACGCAGAAGAUUUGGUGUGGAUUGAUUAGGUGUAUCUGAUUUGGAUAUGCAUUCGAUUCAUACCAUCCUUUAUUCUCAAAUUUAGACGCUCGCAUUAAUCUCAUGCAACGAAUGCUUUUGAGGUUCAAAGUAAAUAUUCAAUGUCUUCCUCUAGGCAAGCAUCCAUAAAAGAGUGAAAGGGGGGGGUGGCACCUCCUUUGUUCCAUCUUACAAACAGUAUCCAUAAGAAUGCCCCCAGUCUUGUAUGACAGGAGGAGGGAGACAGAAGGCCAUGAUAUCAUCAUCAUCAUCUCCAGGGUCCUCUCCUCCAUUCUCAUGACACCAUUCAUUCCAUGGGUUCUUCUCCUCCUCCUCCUCCAUCGCCCGGUGGCCGCCCGAGCCGCAUUCGAUUACCGGGAUGCUCUCUCCAAGAGCCUGCUCUACUUCGAGGCCCAGCGCUCCGGCCACCUCCCCUACAACCAGCGCAUCUCCUGGCGCGGCCACUCCGGUCUCACAGAUGGGCUCGAACAAGGAGUCGAUUUGGUGGGAGGCUACUACGAUGCCGGCGAUAACGUAAAGUUCGGCCUGCCGAUGGCUUUCACGAUCACAAUGCUGUCAUGGAGCGUCAUGGAGUACGGCGAAGAGAUCGCCGCCGCCGGGGAGAUCGAGCACGCUAUGGAGGCGAUCAAAUGGGGGACGGAUUACUUCAUCAAAGCCCACACCCAGCCCAAUGUCCUCUGGAUCCAGGUGGGUGAUGGCGACACCGACCACUACUGCUGGCAAAGGCCGGAGGACAUGACCACGUCGAGAAAAGCCUACAAGAUCGACGCCGAGAAUCCCGGGUCGGAAGUCGCAGGGGAGACGGCGGCCGCCAUGGCGGCAGCGUCCAUCGUGUUCAGAACAUCCAAUCCACGUUAUUCCCACCUCUUGUUGCAUCAUGCCCGGCAGUUGUUUGAAUUCGGGGAUAAGUAUCCUGGGAGGUACGACAGGAGCGUCGGGGUGGCGAAGAAUUACUACCCGUCGGUGAGCGGAUACGGCGACGAGCUGCUGUGGGCGGCGCUGUGGCUCCACCGGGCGACGGGGCGAGAGGAAUAUCUGGAAUACGUGGUGAAUAACGCGCUCCGGUUAGGCGGUGCCUCAUGGGCCAUAUCCGAGUUUAGCUGGGAUAUCAAAUACGCCGGCCUCCAGGUCUUGGCUUCCAAGCUGCUGAUGGAAGAAGGUGCAAGUCUCCAAGAGAAACACAGAAGCACGCUGGAGCAAUACAGAUCGAAGGCCGAGCACUACUUGUGCUCCUGCCUGAACAAGAACAAAAACGGCGGCAACGUCCGGCGCACACCAGGCGGCCUCCUCUACGUCCGGCAGUGGAACAACAUGCAGUACGUCACAGGCGCCACCUUCCUCCUCACGGCCUUCUCCGACUACUUGGCCAGCUCCGGCGAGGUGCUCCAUUGCCCCCAAGGCACAUUGGGACCUGAAGAACUCCUCUCCUUGGCCAAGUCGCAGGUGGACUACAUCCUGGGCGCCAACCCCAUGGGCAUGAGCUACCUGGUGGGCUUCGGACCCAAGUUUCCAGCGAGGGUGCACCACCGGGCAGCGUCUAGCAUCUCCUACAAGGAGCACAAGGCCUUCAUCGGUUGCACGCAGGGGUACGACACCUGGUUCGGUCGGCAGAAGGAGAAUCCGAACGUCCUCGUCGGGGCCGUCGUCGGCGGCCCCGACGCCAAGGAUGUGUUCAGGGACGCCAGAGGGAAUUACAUGCAGACCGAGGCAUGUACAUACAACACGGCGACGCUGGUGGGAGUGUUUGCCAAGUUUGAUCGGUUGGAAGCGCAGCCUCAAAUUUCCUCUUUGCUAGGAUUAGGCAGCAGAUUACAUGUGAGAAUGAUGAAAGGAGCAUAAAUUAUUUACUUCUUUUUUUUUUUCUUCCCCUUAUAGAGUGUUAUUGUUACCAUGGUAUAUAUAGAGGUCAAGAUGAUAUAUAUGAGUAUAUCAUAUAGGAAAAGAAAGGAAAAGAAAGAAAGGAGCGAAGCAAGCUUCAGAGAUUCUUUUUGUAAUUAUUUACUCCCCCAAAAAGAAGUUUUUUAGUUCAUUCUUUCUAUAUA
Elaeis guineensis (African oil palm) is the source of this 2181-nucleotide messenger RNA. Its product is annotated as endoglucanase 11. The record is from RefSeq and is a predicted model, not a curated record. Gene Ontology annotation, biological process: carbohydrate metabolic process. Lineage: Eukaryota; Viridiplantae; Streptophyta; Magnoliopsida; Arecales; Arecaceae. Gene Ontology annotation, molecular function: hydrolase activity, hydrolyzing O-glycosyl compounds.